Messenger RNA from Cyprinodon tularosa, 1042 nucleotides. RefSeq names its product forkhead box I3a (gene foxi3a). The transcript has 2 exons. The record is from RefSeq and is a predicted model, not a curated record. Gene Ontology annotation, biological process: anatomical structure morphogenesis; cell differentiation; regulation of transcription by RNA polymerase II. Gene Ontology annotation, molecular function: DNA-binding transcription factor activity, RNA polymerase II-specific; RNA polymerase II cis-regulatory region sequence-specific DNA binding. NCBI's taxonomy places the organism in Eukaryota, Metazoa, Chordata, Actinopteri, Cyprinodontiformes, Cyprinodontidae. The coding region runs from base 1 to 999 and encodes 332 amino acids.
AUGGCCUCCUUCAUUCUGGAUCAGGCUCUGUCUUCCUUCCUGCCCGAACGCUGCCCCCAGCAGGAGCUCCCCUCUCUGGACUUGGAUGGGUCUGACUUCAGCCUGUAUAGUCCUCCUCCUGAAGCGGACCCCUCUCCAAGGACCCCAUUAUCCUCCUACGGCAGACAGGACAUGGGCCUAGUCCCUGAAGGGCCCCCAGGAAUUGUUCCAGCUAUCCAAAACUUCUUUCCUCAUCUCCUGAACCUGGAUCCUGGAUCCUGGUUGUCCUCUGAGGAGCUGAUGAGUCUGGUCCGGCCCCCUUACUCCUACUCAGCCCUCAUAGCCAUGGCGAUUCAAAGCUCGCCCAACCAGAGGCUGACUCUCAGUCAGAUUUACCAGUACGUCUCUGAAAACUUCCCCUUUUACAGCCGGAACAAGGCUGGCUGGCAGAACUCCAUCCGGCACAACCUGUCGCUUAACGACUGCUUCCUGAAGGUUCCCCGGGAUGACGGCGAUCCAGGUAAAGGAAACUAUUGGACUCUGGACCCAAAAUGUGAGAAGAUGUUCGACAAUGGAAACUUCCGCCGAAAGAGGAAGAGGAAGUCUGAUCCCAGUGACAGCAAACCACCAUCAUCAUCCCCAUCACCGUCAGAGCCCAGCACCAAGCGUCCCAGCAUGCACUGCAGCAGCUUCCAGGACUCCCUCCCUCCUCCUCAUCAUGAGACUAUUUCCUCCUCCUGCUCCUCUGUGAACAUGCUGGCUCCUGAACAAGCCUCCCCUCCUCUUCCUGCUCCUCUUCCUCUUCCCCAGGGGUACCCCUACUCCUUCUCCCCCAGUGCUGUGGUACCUCAGUGGGACCCCUGCAGCCACUCUUCUCCUCUCUUCCCCUCCUCUCAGUGGACUCCUUCCUUCCUGGGCGACCAUCAGGACUACAUUGAGCUGCAGGCGGCAUCAGGUCCAGAACCUGGAUUCUCUGGGGUCUUCAGUGAAGCACUGGACACCUUACACCUCCAGCAGUGAAAAGGACUGAACAGACUGACCCAUAUUUAUCCAUUUAGAAUUA